AUGGCUUGCUGGUCUGCAGAAAAUGCAACAAAGGCCUAUCUUAGCACUUUGAAAAUGGGUCAAAAGGCUAAAGAGCCAGAUGUGGCUGAGUUUAUAUCAGCACUAGCUGCUGGAAACAGUGCACAAAGGAUGGUUAUGGCUUGUGCUGCUGCAGCAGAUUCCACAACACUACUAGCCUUGGUUGCUGCUGCUCAUCAAACUGGUGGCCAGGUCAUUUGCAUUGUUGGUGGCCAUGAAGAAUUAAAUGCCUCCAAAAAUGCCUUGGGAAUUGCUUCUCAUCAAGUUCAAUUCAUGGUUGGAGAAGCUCAAGAACUUCUGUUAGAACAAUAUGAGACAGCAGAUUUUUUGCUCAUUGACUGCAACCUUGAGAAUCAUGAAGAGAUUCUCAAAGCAGUUCAAGAGGGUAGGAAGCAAAAUGGCACAGUGGUUGUGGGAUAUAAUGCAUUUAGCUGCAGAGGGUCUUGGUGUUCAUGUGGAUCAAAAACUCAGCUCCUGCCAAUAGGAGAAGGGCUGCUAGUGACUAGAUUUGGAGUAGCUGACACUAAACCAAAAUAUGGUAGCAGAAAUGGGAAGAUCAAAAGCCAUUGGGUUGUGAAGGUAGAUAAAUGCACAGGGGAGGAACAUGUGUUCAGGGUCAGAUUUCCUCACGGGAAAGUUAUUCAAGCUUAA
This is a messenger RNA of Gastrolobium bilobum, 669 nucleotides long. RefSeq lists its product as uncharacterized. The transcript is spliced from 2 exons. NCBI's taxonomy places the organism in Eukaryota, Viridiplantae, Streptophyta, Magnoliopsida, Fabales, Fabaceae. The coding region runs from base 1 to 669 and encodes 222 amino acids. The record is from RefSeq and is a predicted model, not a curated record.